Messenger RNA from Haemonchus placei, 414 nucleotides. The record is from the annotation of a GenBank genome assembly. Lineage: Eukaryota; Metazoa; Nematoda; Chromadorea; Rhabditida; Trichostrongylidae.
AUGUCGGACACGGAAUGUUAUAAGUGCCACGAGACCGGCCACAUCGCUCGCAACUGCCCUAAUGGAGGAGAAUCCGGCGGUCGAAGCGGAGGUGGCGGUUCAUGUUAUAACUGCGGUGAACCUGGACACUUUUCGCGUGAAUGCACCCAACAACGUGAUGGACGUGAUGGUGGACGAGGAGGUGGUGGAUACAGAUCUCGUGGACAGGAAUGCUAUCAAUGUGGAGGACAAGGGCAUUUCGCUCGUGAAUGCCCUUCGGGAGGUGGUGGAUUCCGUGGCGGUCAAAAAUGUUAUAAUUGUGGAAGGCCAGGUCAUAUCUCACGAGAUUGCAAUGAGAGUGGUUCUGUAGAGUCGAAACGCUGCUACAGGUGCCAAGGUUCCGGCCACAUUUCUCGCGAUUGUCCCCAACAGUAG